UACCAUGGUGUUGGUGUGCGCAACUUCUGUGUGUUGUGUUCGCCGGCUCACGUGGGUGCCAAGAAACACCUAUUGAGAUUUCACGGACUUCCUGAAAAUAGUUCCAUGUUGUGUGUGCAUUCUACCCUAAUAACAAAUAUCAGGUUGUAAAUAUUGGCGGUUUGAAAAUACAUGUGUCCACAAAUUUCUCCCGUUUUUAAGUUUUGGUUGUCAGUGAAGAUAUGGGGAUUUUGAUGAGUAACCAUAACUCGUUCCGCCUUUCCCAUAUCCCUCCGCUAUUUUUUUGUCCGCUUUCAGACUGUUUUGGUCUUUUUGCUGUUAGCAACGGGAACAACCUGAGAUAGCAACAAAGCCUAUUUUGAGAUCAUUUAACUUAACGUUUGAAAGUCGUAAAUACAUUGACACGCCGUCUAGCGCUCAUGUUUCUCUAGAAGGAGUGAUUGGCUCGCGUUGUCUUUUUAAGAAUCUUUAAUAUUUUUUGUUUUAAUACCAAUUGUACAAGUUGCUAAGUGCGCUAGUAGUCCGCUAGCUUGUUAGCACAGCCUUCUCCCUUUAGGAGGCACAUUGACUUUAGCCUGUCAGCUAACCUGCGUUAACAUUAGCGAGCUGUCACACAGGCACACGCCGUCCGGUCGACAAGAAAUUGCGGCGUGAAGCUAGUCGUUUUAAGACACCGUCUUUUAUGGGAUCACUAUGUCAAUGAAGGCCGGUGGAAAUCGAAGCAAACCCGGCGGUGGCAGCGCCGCUGGUACCCCUGCCUCUGGAUCUGGGGGAAACAGCGGGGGAAGACCGAAUCUGGGCAGGGGAAGACACAGUGGUAAAGGUCCUGCAGCAGUCAUUUUCAAUGGGAUCUAUGCAAAUAUGAGGAUGGUCCAUGUCUUGACUUCUGUAGUGGGGACCAACUGUGAGCUGAAAGUAAAAAAUGGAGCAGUCUACGAAGGAGUCUUUAAAACGUAUGGUCCUGAGUGUGACCUGGUGUUGGAUGCAGCCCACAGAAAGAGCCCAGAGCUCACCAUAGGCCCCAGGAAAGAGGACAUUGUGGAGAGCAUCAUUUUCAAGGCCUCAGAUGUUGUGGUCGUGACCUUCAAAGAUGUGGACCUGAGUUUCGCCAAGAAAGUCACCUCUGAUGCAGAUAACUUCACAGAUGCAGCAGUGGGUGGAAGGAUCAAUGGUGAGCACAAAGAGAAAGAUCUGGAGCCAUGGGACGGAGGAGAGACCCACAUCUCCGACAGCCUAGAGUCUCUGGACACUGAUGUGUCAAAUGGGUGGGACCCCAAUGACAUGUUCAAGUACAAUGAGGAGAAGUACGGAGUAUUGUCUACAUACGACAGCAGCCUGUCCACAUAUACGGUCCCCCUGGAGCGAGACAACUCUGAGGAGUUCCUCAAGAGGGAGGCGCGUGCUGCCCAACUGGCAGAGGAGAUUGAGGCCAGUGCUUCGUACAAGGCACGUGCAGCCCUGGAGAAUGACGAGCGGUCAGAGGAGGAGAAAUAUACUGCUGUGGCUCGAGGGGAAAGGGAAACUCACACACUGAGUAGCAGAGAAUACUUUUCCCCAGGUCAGAGAAACAGGGAGGGAAUGUCAUGGGGGCCUGGACGACAGAAUUCUCCUCGUCUUUCUCAGAGCUCGAUCGGACCUUCGACUCCUCGACCCGGUCCUCAUGACUACAGCUCCAACUCUGGGGCUGACCAGAGGGUUGUCAAUGGAGGUUCAUCUCAUUGGCCCUCACCCUGUCCAUCUCCCUCCUCCCGACCCCCCUCUCGUUACCAGUCUGGCCCCUCCUCUUUGCCUCCUCGGGCGACCACGCCCACCAGACCACCCUCCAGACCCCCCUCUCGACCUUCCAGGCCUCCUUCUCAUUCAUCCUACCCCUCCUAUUCCUCCUCCUCCUCUUCCUUUUCCCACCAUGGGCCGAGCUCUGCAGCCUCCACUCUGCCCAAACGCAUGUCUUCAGAAGGUCCGCCCAGGUUGUCUCCAAAAUCCCAGCGAACACCACGGACUCACAGGGGCCCGCCUUGCAGGACCAGUGGUAUACCACCAGGAGUAGACUUAAUUACCCAUAAUGCUACAGGAGAGAUCCCAGUGACUCCACCGACUAGGAACAGCUCUUCCGGAGGGACGUGGUCCUCAGUAGUUAGUGGAGCUCACAGACCUCGGUCUCCUCGACAGAACAGUAUGGGCGCAGCCUCCCCUGGCUCCUCCUCCGUGUCGUCCCCACAAAUAACAACCGCUCCUGUGGAAACUCUUGCCGCACCAACGUCAGCUUCUCCUAUUGCUGCUAGCAUCGCUCCCAACAUGGUUGCGUCUUCAUCAGGAGAUGCAAAAGAAUGUCGUAUUCAGGAGAACAGACAAACAUCCCCCACUGCAAACAAAGAGAACAUCAAGCCCUUGGACAGCUCACCUAAUAUCAGCAGACCAGUCUGUAAAGGACCCCCUUCUAUGGCACCAGACCACAGAAAACAAAUAGAUAAUUUAAAGAAAUUCAGUGUAGAUUUUAGGUUGCAGUCUAGUUCAAAUCCAGACCCCACCUUUGACCAGAUGAUGACCAAGCCUCCCAGAGAUCCAACAGACAAACCUAAAGAUCUUCCCACGGACAAAACAUCCACAGUGGGACGAGAUGGCACCGAGGAAGGGGGCGCAGUGAUCGCUGCUGGCGGCCUCAGCACCGCCACCACUUCAUCCAAUGCUACAAACACCAGUAAACCUGGCAGCCCUGCUGCGCUCUCCCUGUCUCCAUCAACCCUGGACACCAAGAGGACAGGGAUGGAUGUGACUUCACAGGGGGUUCAGACGACGGGCACGUCCACAUUCAGUGGACCCAAGCAUGAAGAGAAAGAGGACAAAAAGGAGGCAGUACAAGAUCAAGUAAGAAAAUCAACCCUGAAUCCAAACGCCAAUGAGUUCAAACCCCGGUUUAACACACAGCCCAAGCCAGCCAACACCCCGACCCCUCCUCGGCCUCAGGGUCAGCCCAGCCCCUCCAUUGUUGUACAGCAGCCCCCUACAGUCUAUGGUCAGCCAGUCUGCUUCCCCCAAAUGUACCCGCUCACUCCAGUCAGCCCAGGAGUGCAGAAAAGCAUAAUAUGGAAGUCUCCAGCCAUGUACCAGGUCCAAAUGCCCCACAUGGCGGUCAGCCAGUCUAAACCUUACAGACCAGGUAAAGUACCCAACAUGCCCCAGCAGAGGUCAGACCAGCAUCACCCCCAAGGAACCCCCACCAUGAUGCACCCAGCCACCGCAGCUGGACCACCUAUUGUAGCACCAAACCCCGCCUAUACUGCCCAGUACUUCACCUGCAGCCCACAGCAGUUCACCAGUCAGCCACUGGUCCAGCAGAUGACCCACUUCCAGUCACAGGCGCAGCAUGUGUUCAGUCCAGUGAUGCAGGGAGCUGCCAGAAUGAUGGCUUCCACACAUGGACAACCCAGCCUCGUCUCUUCUUCAACCACACAGUACCCAGAGCAGACACACACCAUGUAUGUGUCUCCAGGGCCGAUGCCUCAGCAGUACGCCCACGCUAGCGCUGCCUUGCACCCUCACCCACAGCACCCACAGCACCCACAGCACCCACAGCCCUCUGCCACACCUACAGGCCAAGCUCAGCAGGGUGGUCCCCCACAACACGGGGGUCCUCCCAGUCAUCCAGCUGCUAGUCCAGUCCAGCAUCCACAGCACCCACAGGCAGCAGCAGGUCAGUGUCCAGACCAUCUUCAGACCAUGUACCGGACUCUAGCAGCAGCAGCAGCAGCCCAGGCUCUCCACUUGGCCAAUCAGUCUCCACAGCAGAUGUACUCAGCUCUGGCCCACACACCCCCCUCCAUGACCCCAGGGCCCAACCCUCAGUCUCCACAGGCAUCUUUCCCCCCUGGCCAGCAGACUGUUUACAUCCAUCAGCAGCAGGUGCCGCACGGCUAUAACCCUGGCCACAUGGCUCACGUGCAGCAGGCCCAUAUGCAGUCCAGCAUUGUUCCAUCCCACCACCCAGCACCCACCCACCCUCCCAUGAUGCUGAUGACCACUCAGGGUCCUCCUGGGGGUCCACAGCAGCCCAUGCCUCAGACGGCCCUCAACCCCAUCCCUGUUUCUUCUACCACACAUUUCUCCUACCUGGCACAUGCACAAGUGCAGCCUCAUCAUCAGCAACAGCUGUAGAUAGAGGUCGCCUGUGAGCUGAGGGACCCCGGCUCUCCAUAAUGCUUCUCAACCGAAGAGGUUUCAUCUGCAGGCGAUGAAGAGAAUGAAAGUCCUUCCUCUCUCCUCUGUGCUCAUCCUCACCAAGACAUGCUUCACAUCAGCUUCUCUCUCCGCUUCUUUCUUUUUUCUCUCUCUUUCCUUCCUCCCUCCCUCCCAGACUAGGCAAUAAGAGAAUGUUAACAGGUUGAUGCAGUGACAUGUUUUAACAAACUAGAGUUUUUAACGGACGAGGCUUCUCAUAUUUAACUCCUUUUAACACACACAAACACACACACGAUCACACACAUAUGAACACACACACACGAACAUACAAUUCCAGGGGUACAAACUACAAACUUGAGUGAGCUUUGCCAAGUAUGUAAAUGAGAUCGAGGGUAACCAAUCAGUAAGAACGGAGAAGAAAAAUCAACAAGAACUUGUAUUUGUCUGCACCUUGUUCUGGAGAAAAGAGGAAAAAAACUCAAAUCUUCCAACAUGACAACAGUAUUAAUCCUACUGUUUACUGCUGCUGCUUUGUGCUGCGUUUGUUUCCAGAGUCCACCACAGGUUUCUAACCAAACUAAAACGAAUGACAUGGAAAAGGCGUUGGCAGCCAUGAGACGGGGAGAAACCUUAUUUAUGAAACUCUAACGGCUGAGGUGAUCAGAUCCCAUUUUAUCACCUGACCCUUAUGUAACUUUUAAGUUAAAACUUUUACUUUGUAGAUAUUAUAAAUAAUUUAAAAAAUGAGCAAAAAAAUUUAAAAACAAUAAAAAAGUUUUAAAAACUGAA
Messenger RNA from Cynoglossus semilaevis (tongue sole), 4965 nucleotides. Its product is annotated as ataxin-2. The coding region runs from base 694 to 4152 and encodes 1152 amino acids. Gene Ontology annotation, cellular component: cytoplasmic stress granule. Gene Ontology annotation, molecular function: mRNA binding. Gene Ontology annotation, biological process: cytoplasmic stress granule assembly. The transcript has 26 exons. Lineage: Eukaryota; Metazoa; Chordata; Actinopteri; Pleuronectiformes; Cynoglossidae. The record is from RefSeq and is a predicted model, not a curated record.